Aspergillus affinis is the source of this 1368-nucleotide messenger RNA. RefSeq names its product M20 family metallo-hydrolase. The transcript has 3 exons. Lineage: Eukaryota; Fungi; Ascomycota; Eurotiomycetes; Eurotiales; Aspergillaceae. Gene Ontology annotation, molecular function: hydrolase activity, acting on carbon-nitrogen (but not peptide) bonds, in linear amidines. Bases 1 to 1368 code for a protein of 455 amino acids. The record is from RefSeq and is a predicted model, not a curated record.
AUGCUCUCGACGGAAUUGUCCGAGGCACAGGUCUCGGCCCUGAGGGCCAAUAAAGAACGCCUUGCAAAAGACCUCCAUCAUAGCUGCCAAUGGGGCUUUGGGAUCCGCUGGGGAGAUGGCUCUACAGACACAGGCAUGCAGCGCCUGGCGCUAUCGGACGAAGACAAGACAGUGCGAGACUGGUUCAUUGAGACAACAAAGGCAUUGAAAUGUACUGUCACGGUUGACGAAAUGGGCAAUAUCUUUGCCGUACGGCCCGGACGACGCAAGGACGUGCCUCCGGUGUUCAUCGGUAGUCAUCUGGACACUCAACCUACCGGCGGUCGGUACGACGGCAUCCUUGGUGUUAUUUCGGGGAUCGAGACCUUGAAAGUUAUCGACGAGAUGGGUAUUGAGACUGAGGGUGGUGUUGGUGUUGUGAACUGGACAAAUGAAGAGGGUGCUCGUUUCCCUAUCAGUAUGGUCUCCUCUGGGGUAUGGGCCGAAUGCAUUCCACUUGAACGAGCCCAUGGACUCAAAGAGGUCCCGACCGUGGCGUCUCUCCCUACUGCUUCGUCUGCGCCGGAGUCGAUGAAAACAGCACUGGAAAAGAUCAAUUACCUGGGAAGUGUGCCGUGUUCCUAUAAAGAGACACCGAUGGCGGCACACUUCGAACUGCACAUUGAACAGGGUCCUCAUCUUGUAUCCGCAAACCAGCGCGUCGGCGUCGUUACUGCUGUGCAAGCAUACCGCUGGUACCGCCUCAACAUCAUCGGCAGGGACACCCACACCGGAACAACGGCGUUUCAGCACCGCGCAGACGCUCUGUAUGUCUUCGCGCGGAUGAUGGUGCACGCGCGAGAGGUCGCCUCUUCGCACGGAUGUCUAGCCAGCGUUGGCAUUGUGGAAGCAAAGCCCGGAAGUGUGAAUACUGUGCCCGGGCUGGUCAGCUUUACGCUCGACAUCCGCGGGCCAGAAACCGACCUGGUCGAAGUCGUCGAGACACAAUUGAGAAAGGAUUUUGACGCGAUCGCGGCGGAGGAAGGCAAGGGUAUUGGGAAACCUUGCCGUGUGGAAUGGAAGCUGGACUUUGAUUCACCGGCCGUCAAGUUCCAUCCGGACUGCAUCGAUUGCGUACAGAAAUCGGCGGAGGCGGUAGUAGCUGAUGCGCCGGAGCCGAAGUCGCUGGUGCGAACGAUCAUGAGCGGCGCCGGUCAUGAUAGUGUCUUUACUUCGAAGAGAGUGCCGACUAGUAUGAUCUUCGUUCCCUGCAAGGACGGGCUGAGCCAUCAUCCGGAAGAAUACUGCUCUGCGGACGACUGCGCGACUGGCACCUCGGUCAUUCUGCAGGCAGUGAUUCGCUACGAUCGAAAGAGAUUCUCCGCCUAG